Molecule: messenger RNA, 6579 nt
Organism: Stomoxys calcitrans (stable fly)
Lineage: Eukaryota; Metazoa; Arthropoda; Insecta; Diptera; Muscidae
Exons: 10
Coding region: 319-4194 (1291 amino acids)
Biological process (GO): proteolysis
Molecular function (GO): metallodipeptidase activity
Source: RefSeq, a predicted model, not a curated record
ACACACAUACACCCAACCAGCAUCAUACACAACACAUCGCUUUUCACAUCCUUGCUUGGCAAUUGUAAGCACUUUGAGCCCCCCCGCAACAACAAACAAUGACAAUAAGUUCAAAAAACCCACAUCAUCUCCCAAAGAUUUCAUCUUAAGAGCAAUAACACGAAGCAGCAGGUAGUCUACUGCUACUACUACUUGCUGGCUAAAGGCGUAAGGAGUAACUUUUAAUCAUAGUAGUUGGAGCAGAGACAAGAAGGUGGAAGUUGGCAAAGGGAUAUAGACAACUCAUUCCACCAUUCUCGCCACACACUUCCAGCAACAAUGACCGACCUAAGACGCUCGGUCGAUAUAUCAGCACGUUAUCACCAUCAGCAACAGCAACAGCAAAACAAUUCCCACGACACCUACCGUUCGAGCUGUAGUUCAACGCCCGAGCCCAAGCCCCAGCUGACUUUGUGCAAGAGUCUAAGCAAUGGCGGCAGCUAUCGUCAUCCACUGCUGCAAACGCUGUCCGAUCAUCCGCACAUGAACAGCACCGGUGGCGGCAGCUCCAGCACCAGCACCACUGCCACAGCCACCACAAUUGGACGCAGCUCUCAGUACAUCAGCGAGAACGGCAAUCACAAUUCUUCCAUGGGCGAGAUACAGUUUGACGAAAGGGAAAUCUACUAUGUGUCGCCCUCGAAGCGGAAAAGUUCCCUAAGUGCCACCCAGACACCGACGCUGCGCAGUAGCAUGCGUGCCUGUGAACGCCUGAGGUCCUUCAGCCCCACCUCAGCGGCUGCCAUAGCUCCCACAUACCCGCCUAUAAUGCCUUCUGCUGCCUAUGGCGCCCGCCUAAGCGGUACCAUUGGCCAAGAUCUUAGUUUUGACAACUACGAAGCCUCCUCCCACUACUCGGAUACGGCCAUGCAGGUGCUCAGAUCCGGCAGCUGCUCGGCCAUGGCCAGCAUGCUGAAUACCAACAAUCUCAUCAAUAACUCCUCCAACAACCCAGCAGCCACAAUGGCCAGUGGCAAUGAUUCCUCCGCCAGCCAUUUGCAGCAUCGUUCACAGAACAACGUUACCUUCUCCAAUCACAUUACCGAACAGCGUGCUAUGACACCACAAAAUCGUGGUUCACUACGCCGCAGCAAGGGACGCAGCAACCAAUCGCUUUGCAGCUGUGAUGCCGGCUCCGAUGCCGAGCUUAAUCCUGAUCCCACACGGCCCUUGUACGAGUAUAGCCUGGAGCGACGCCGCAAGGUUCACACAUAUACGUGUGAACAAAAUGCUCAAAUAUUAUUACGUUUGGAGCGUGAACGCAAUCGCAAGUUAUCGUUGGGUGGUGUUGGCAGCAGCAAAGAAGAUAUCGAGAGCGAUGUCUUUAGUUCUUCAGACACUGAAACCAUACCUCCAGUACCCCCACCGCCGGCUAUGAAACGUAAUGGCAGCAUACGCAGCUUGCGUCUGUUGCAACAUCUGCAGCAACAGCAACAGCAAAACCAACACCAGACGCCGAAUCCAAGAUCAACAAUUCAUUGCAAUGGCAAACCGCAGACUAUGGUUCAGGGCAAUGGCAUCCACCAUAACAACAACACUGCCAAUGGUGGCAACAACCACAACAAUAACAACAAUGCUGGCGGCAGCCAUAGUAAUGCGUCCAUAGCUACUCUAUGCAGCGGUGAUUUAUUGAAUGAUUGUGCCAAAAGUGUUCACGAUGUACGGACUGUGAUUGACGAUUGCACCACUUCCAUAUUGAAAUGUGCCAAUGCCGUGAGUUCGGACAUCAUGUCGACGACCAGUACAACGACCAACGGCAGCUACAAGCCUCAACUGGCCACCCUGACUACGGCCCAUGGCAAGCCCGAUGUAUGCCAUGUUACCAAAACAUCGACAUCCGCUUCCGCUGCAGCGGCUGUCGUUAAUAGCUCCCUGUAUGGUAAAUAUCCCCCGCCCUAUGCUGUGCACGAUGACAUUACUGUGCCACGAAGCCAAAAGUCUGACCCGUCUUUGUGUUUCCUGCACAAGGGCUCAUCGGGAGCCAUAAAUGUGGGACCCCCACCAGCGAUGGCUGGCUAUAAUGGCACAGAUUUGCAUCUUUCGCAACGUGAUUUACAGCAAAAGCUGCAGCAGUACAAGAAUAGCAGCCGUUUGAGCCUUAGCAAAUACAACACCAUUGGACCGAGCAGUGAUUACGCCCGCCAAUUGGCCAUGUAUUCGUCGCAACAGCAGCCGUAUAAUUAUCACCACCAGCAGCAGCAGCAACAACAACAGACACACUUCUCCACCAUGCGUCCCUUGGGGGCUGGUGAGCGAUGUCGUUGCUUCUCCAAAUCAUGGUCGAAUUUCUCGAGUGAUUUCUUGCAAUCAUCACUCUGUGCCAACCACGACAAUCACACGAUGCCACAUCAGCUACAACAGAUCUUCCACAACGCCAAAGCGCCCGCCUCGGCCAAAGGUAGGAACGAAGUGACACAGCAACCAUCUUUGUUGCGGUCCAACCCCUCCUACACUAGUCGUAGUUUCAAUAAUCUCAUAGAUAUUGUGGACAAUUAUAACUAUGAUCCCAUGGGCAUGACGACAAAGUCAUCAUCCCUGCAUCAUCAUCAAUUGCAUGCGACCAAUUCACAGGUGUGCAAUGGCAACGCCACCCUCAUAUCGAACAGUAGUGGCCUUAAAGAUAACAAACUUUUGCACGGUCAUCAGCAUCUUCAUCAGCACUACCCCACCACCAACCAGCACAAAGACUUUCAUUGUGACGAUCAUCAUGUGGUGGCGGAUGGCCACCAGCAUCACCAUCAUCACACAUUAGUGGGCAGCGGCAGUGGCCACCAGCUCAAAUCAUCGUCAGAGAAAUUCAACAGCAGCAAUCAUCAUCCGCCACAUCAUUCCAGUUUGACUAGCAUUAUGCCAUGGAAGCAUAGACAAAGUCCUAGCCGUGGCUCUUCCAGUUCGGGUACCAAUUCAUUUCGAUUUGAUGCUGCAAAACAUUGGCUUGCUGUUAGUUCGAUACUUUUAAUCAUCGGUGCUGCAAGUGUUGCCGUGCCAUUGGCUUUAAGAGUGGCUGCAAGUGCUCCAUUCGAAGAACGUCUACGUGUUGCCCUACAACUCUUAGAUCAAGUGCCUUUAAUUGAUGGGCAUAACGACCUACCCUGGAAUAUAAGAAAGUUCCUGCACAAUAAACUCAAUGACUUUAACUUUAAUGAAGAUCUCCGAGAAGUUGAUCCAUGGAAGCGCAGCAAUUGGAGUCACACUGAUUUAACACGUCUGAAAAAGGGCAAGAUAUCAGCGCAGUUUUGGGCAGCAUAUGUUCCCUGUGAAGCGCAACAUCGUGAUGCAGUGCAACUAACGUUGGAACAAAUCGAUGUCAUAAAACGUUUAACGGAUCGUUAUUCACCGCAGCUGACGACGUGUACCUCAGCCCAAGAUAUCAUCGAGGCCCACAAGAAUCACCAGCUGUGCUCGCUGACGGGCGUGGAAGGUGGUCAUUCACUGGGCGGUUCUUUGGCUGUGCUCAGAACUUUGUAUGCCAUGGGUGUACGGUAUAUGACACUGACAUCGACGUGUCACACACCAUGGGCGGAUUCCAGUAAUGCAGAUGCACCAACAUUCAACGUUAAACACGGAGGUUUAACGAUAUUUGGCAAGACAAUCAUACGUGAAAUGAAUCGUUUGGGCAUGAUGGUCGAUUUGUCACAUGUCUCAACGGGCACCAUGCGUGAUGCCUUGGAAGUCAGCGAAGCACCUGUGAUAUUUUCCCAUUCAUCAGCCUAUGAGUUGUGUAAUACGAGUCGCAAUGUUCAGGAUGAUAUGCUGCAAUCGAUGGCCAAAAAUGGAGGCAUCAUUAUGGUCAACUUCUAUUCGAAAUUUUUGACAUGCAGUGACAAUGCCAGUGUGCAUGAUGCAGUCGCUCAUAUAAAUCACAUUAAGCGCGUUGCUGGCAUUGAUCAUGUGGGCCUUGGUGCCGGAUACGAUGGAAUCAAUUUCACCCCCAAAGGCCUGGAAGAUGUCUCCUCUUAUCCAACCCUCUUUGCCGAGCUGCUUGGGGUAGGCUGGUCCAUUGAAGAUCUCACCAAAUUGGCUGGGGGCAAUUUCCUGCGGGUUAUGCAACAGGUGGAGAAGGUGCGUGAUGAAAAACGUGCCGCUGGCAUCAAACCCUACGAGGACCAUCCCAAUUUCCGGGCUGAAGACCCAUACAACUGCACAACCAGUUAAUCGUAUGUGGGUCCUUAGAUGCCCUUGGUGUCCCAAGGAUUAGUUUAGGUUGUAAAGUAGCCAACAACAGAAAUGAACAAAACAAGUAAAAAGUUUAACACAUGGAUGCAGACUGGGCCAUAACCGUAACACAACAUAAUCCAUUCACUCGACAGGAGAGAAGAGUUCGCAGUGAAGUUGCUGUUCAAAAUGAGCACAUUUUUGUACUCGUAGAUAAUACCAAUAAAUUUAUUUGGUUAAAUUAAAAUUUAAGUACAACAUCGUAUGUAAGAUAUGAGGAAGUUAGCUCAAGCAUAUAGUCUAAAAUGUAUGAGCAAACAAAUAUGUAAAAAUUAAUUUAGUAAUAUUUGUUAUGUAAUAAGAAGGAAGAAUAUAGGCAAUUUUUUUAUUUGUUUUUAAAGCUUUAUUAGGGUAAAUUAUUUAUUGACACAAUUAUUAUAUCUUGUUUGAAAUUUCUUAACAAAUAUGUCUUCUAUUAUUAUUGCAAAUAGGGGUUGCUUACUUAUUGUAAGGAAUAGUACUUUUUGCCUUUGUUUUGACAAGUUAGUCAAGAAACUAUAAUUGGCUUAAUAGCCCUACACCUAUGGAAAAAAAUCAACCACGGCGUUGUUAAUUUGACCCAUUCGAAAAAACUCACAAACAAAAAUUACUGCAAAUCUUAGAUUUUUUUUAUUAAAAUUAGUGCUCUGUGGCAUAUGUCGCUGGAAAUACCGUGUUCGGCGAUAGGGCCCAUUACUGUCUAAUUGUAUACGUAAACAAGCAAAACCAUCACAUCUGGGGUGAAGAACAGCCACAUGACAUAACAGAGAUUAUACCAUUUUUUCACGUAACCAACACGCAGGGGUUGUCCCCUAUAUAUGCAGUGCAUUGGGUUGGCAAUUAGGAAAGUUUAGGGUUGGAGGGGGAAAAGAGGGAGUAGUGUUUAUUGAUAUUCGUCUUAAAUUUCUGAACGUCAAUGUCGGUGGUAAAGACAUUAGCCGGAAGUCGAUUCCACAUACAAAUGGUUCGGUCGAAAAAUGAAUUUUCUCGUUAAUGCAUGGUUCGGUCAACUGGCCAAUCGAUUCCAAAUGGGUGUGAGUUCCUGGCAAGUCUUGUAUUCCUGGUGAACAUCCUAACGUCAGGGAUAUGAAGAUGAAUAUCCCUGGAACACAAAAAUGCAAAAAAAUUAAAAUUUUGCCCUAAGGAACGGGGGCAAACUUCUCACAUAUCAAUGAAUGGAGUCCGAUUCAAGUUUUAAGCUCAAUGAUAAGGGCAGUAGCCGCAGUACGACACCUCUUUGGAGGGAUGUUUUACAUGGCAUAGUACCUCACAAAUGUUGCCAGCAUUAGGAGGGGAAAACCAACGUUGAAAAUUUUUUUCUGAUGGUCUCGCCAGGAUUCGAACCCAGACGUUCAACGUCAUAGGCGGACAUGCAAACCUCUGCGCUACGGUGGCCUCCCUGGAACACACGCCAUGAAAAUAACGAUAGAGCAAUACAACACUACCCACAUUCCGACGAUGUUCAAGAGAAGCAAUAGAGUUGGAUACCCUACUGUCCCCAAUUAACACCAUCGCUCUCCGUUGAACACGGUCAAGUAGCUCCAAAGAUGGUUUUGGAGCUCCUGCCCACGUAUGAGAGUUAUAUUCCAUCCUCGGCCUGAUGUAGGUAGCAUAAAUAUUGAGAAGAUCAGAAGAGGUGAAAUAUUUCUUGCACCGCUAAAGAAAGCCCAAACACUUGAAUGCUUCACUUCGAAUACGUGUUUUAACCAACUGACAUCACAUUGUAUCUUCAUGCCCAGAACAUCAAGAGCAUCUGAGUGUUCAAUAUCCAUACCGUAGAUUAAUAUCGACGAUUGAAGUGGAUCAGUGAAUCGCUUGUGAGACUAGAAAUAGCACUGCGUCUUCUGUGCGUUAAAGUCUACUCUGUUCAUUCUACCUCACUCGGAAAUGGCCAAUAAAUCCUGGGAGAGCGUCUCAUUUAUAAUGCGCAUCCUGUCCACAAUUUCUUGAGGACUGGGCCUAUGGUCAAAUAAAUAUGAAUGACACAGACUGCUGUCAUUGGCAAAUGAGUAGACUGGUUUCGAAGUCUGACCCAAUAUAUCGUCAAAUAAAAAAAUAAGAAAAAGGGAAGGGAAAGGGGAUAGGACAGAGCCUUGUGGCACACCUGCGGUCAAUGUAUACUCAUCUGAUGAGAACCCAUCUACAACAACUUGUAUAGUGAGAUCUCUGUGAAAGCUCGAUAUAAAUCGAACGAAGUUUUUACCGACUCCAAAACAGGCAUUGAGUUUGGCCGGGCCGAAAUUUGGAUACCCAUCACCUCGAAUACAUUUUGUCAUUGUAUGGUGAAAAAUACAUCACUUAUGAACCCAUUACAGCUAUAUCUAAAAAGAGUCCGAUCUCCACCUU